Molecule: messenger RNA, 2280 nt
Organism: Meleagris gallopavo (turkey)
Lineage: Eukaryota; Metazoa; Chordata; Aves; Galliformes; Phasianidae
Source: RefSeq, a predicted model, not a curated record
AGACAAAAGCCUCGCUGUUAUCUCUAUGCAUCAGUAUGUCUCUUUCCUGAUGGAUUAGCCAAUCUCUCUCAGUGAUAGACAGAGCACGGUUUCCUCUUCAUUCCUCUGGAAAACAAGCUGCAUCAGAAUAAUUGCUCUGACUUCAUCCAUUUGGGGUGAAUGAGUCUCCAGAAGAUGCUUUUAUGGGGGUACAGCAAUCCUAUUUUCGUGGUAACUCUUGCUGGUGGAGAGCUGGCAAAAGCGGCUGGGGGGUUUCCCAGCAGCAGGUGAAGGUGGCCCUCAAACCGGCACCAUGACCGAGUGCUUCGACUGCGACAACUGCAAGGAGUCCUUGUAUGGGCGCAAGUACAUCCAGAUGGACAAUGGCCCAUACUGCAUUCCCUGCUACGACGCCCACUUUGCCAAUACAUGUGAUGAGUGCAAGGAGCUGAUCGGCCACGACUGCAGGGAGCUGUACUAUGAGGAUCGCCACUACCACGAGCACUGCUUCCGCUGCUUCCGCUGUGACCGCUCGCUGGCUGAUGAACCCUUCACCUGCCAGGACGAGGAGCUGCUGUGCAAUGACUGCUACUGCAAUGAGUUCUCCUCCAAGUGCAUCGCUUGUGAGAAGACAGUCAUGCCAGGAUCCCGCAAGCUGGAGUACAAUGGACAAACCUGGCAUGAGCACUGUUUCAUAUGCAGCAGCUGCCAGCAGCCCAUCGGGUCACGAUCCUUCAUCCCAGACAAGAAGGAUUAUUACUGUGUCCCCUGUUACGAGAGCAAGUUUGCUCCUCGCUGCACUCGCUGCAAAAAGACCCUGACCAAGGGAGGAGUGACUUACCGGGACGAGCCGUGGCACAAGGAGUGUUUUGUUUGCACAGGCUGCAUGACUCCCCUGGCUGGCCAGCAGUUCACCUCCCAGGAUGACAACCCCUACUGCAUCAAGUGCUUUGGGAAUCUCUAUGCCAAGAAGUGCAGUGCCUGCACAAAGCCCAUCACAGGCUUCGGUGGUGGUAAAUAUAUCUCCUUUGAGGAUCGUCACUGGCACCAUAACUGCUUUAACUGUGCCCGCUGUGACACCUCGCUGGUCGGGAAAGGCUUUAUCCCUGACAAUGAUGAGAUCCUGUGCCGCGACUGCAGCAACGACCUAUGAGCCUUGGAGGACACUGUGGGACAGGGGCUUUCUCUAUUCUUCAGAGUCUUUGUGCCAGUUACCCCUGACAGCAUUGCAGGGGCAGGGCACAAAGCAUAGGAGAUGAGGGCUGACCCCUAACCACUGUGUGUUCAGGAGGUUCCUGUGCCCCUCCUUGAAGGCUAGAGUAUGCUACACUGUGGCUCUGUGCAGAGCCAAAGCUAAAUAAAGUUGAAAAGGAGCUUCAAGAUCCCCAUUAUUUACUCUUUCCUUUUGCUUACUGUCUGUCUGGCAUGAGCUGAGCAAAGGGCAGCAGCAGCAGCUUCAGUGCAGGGCUGCUGGAUCUGCAUGCUGGCAGCAUGCAUUUGCUCCCCUGGGCACGGUGCUCAUUUUUCUUCUUUUUUCCCUGCUCUGCAUGCUGCAGGGCAGCAACUCCCACUCUUUGCCCUGUUUGGGAGACCUGGGGACACCGGGCUGGAGCGGGAGCACGUGUCACCACCAUGGGAUUCCUGCAGCCACUCUGCCACCUAUGUGCUGCACCCUUUGCUCAGCGUGGCUCUGCGACAGAGCUCAGGCACUUGCAGGGCUGUUGCACUGCCCCAAACCCCUGCCUGUCCUUAACUGUUACAACGAGGUGUUGAAAGGCUCUCGCAAGGGCAUGAGCCAGCCUUGCCCGGUGGCUUGGCUGGCCCUGCCCCCCCAGAGCUCCUCUGCAGGGGGAGCUUGUGCUUCUGCCUAGUCUGCAUCCCCCCUUGCUCUGCCCUGCAUGGGGCCCUUCCCCCAGCCCUGCUUUCCUGCUUUACCCGUGCUUCUCUGUAGGCAUCUUCUUGUGAUGUUUAUUCGGGUUUUUUUUGUUUUUGUUUUUUCCUCUUUUUGUAUUCUUUUGUCAUGAUUAUCUGUUAUUCUGUAACCAGCUGUGGGAUGAAGGGACUCUCCCGCCUGCCCAGGAUUCAGUAGGAGCAGAAAAAAUUAUGCAUGUUGAAGUGUUAUUAACUCUGUAUUCAGAUCCUGGUUGAACCCUCGUUUGAAAGCUUUGAUGCAGGCAAAUCAGAGUUUGUGUGUUUGCUAUUCUGAGGCGCUUGGAGCAGUCUCUAGAAGGAAGUGUCCUGAAUGUCAGCCCCUUAUACGUUUCCUAAGGCUUUAUAUAAUAAACCAUUUUAGUGACACUC